AUGCAAAUAGCAUCUGCUCUCACCCGAGCCGUCCAGAAUUCUGAUGGUCGUUGCGGCCGAUGUGUGUACUAUGUCGCUUUCGUCAUCAAUGUCGCCCACGAGUUAUUCAUCGGUAUUGCUGUGCCCGUCUCUCUUGUAUGGACCGCUCAUGAGCUCUUGGUCGGAGAAAGAGGCUUAGAUGCUUUACUGGCCGCUAUCGUGGGCAGUCUUUGGUACGGACCUGAGCGAGUGCAGAAUUCCAUUGCAAACUUGUGCAAUGUAUGUACCAGAAAGGGCAUUUUGCUUGCGGCGAUAGGAAAAUAUCAUCGCAUCGCAAUGCAAAAAGGCGUCAACGAUGAGACCUUGACAGAGCCUCUACGGGUUACAAGAAUGCUUCGAUUUGCGCCGUGGUGGUCAUGGAAGGAAAAAAAAGCGGACAAGUAUUGGAAUGGACGAGUGAAAAAGACUGAAAGUGGUCAUGUGGUUCUACGUGACGUGCAGUUAAGAGCUAUUGCAAGGCAAGGCAUUGUAAUGGCACUUUCUGGGGAAUACGACGAGAGCAAAUUGCGCUAUUGGUGUGCAGGCAUGAUUGCAGACCAAGCACGGUUUGCACCGAGCAAGCUGCAAAGUGUGAAUCAGCACGAAAAUUGGGCUCUGGUACUUGAUGGAUAUGAAGGAAAAUACAUAAACCAGAGCUUUGAGGAGCAUAAAAUCGAUUGGAGCUUAGAUGAGAGGAAGCGGCUUGGGACUGUGGCCGACGGUAUUCGAAAGAAAAGCCUUAGGUACGUGCGCGAACAAGGGUGGCUGGACUAA
Messenger RNA from Chondrus crispus (carragheen), 792 nucleotides. RefSeq lists its product as hypothetical. Bases 1 to 792 code for a protein of 263 amino acids. Lineage: Eukaryota; Rhodophyta; Florideophyceae; Gigartinales; Gigartinaceae. The record is from RefSeq and is a predicted model, not a curated record. The transcript has a single exon.